Messenger RNA from Octopus sinensis (East Asian common octopus), 1796 nucleotides. RefSeq names its product serine protease HTRA2, mitochondrial. The coding region runs from base 429 to 1709 and encodes 426 amino acids. The transcript has 7 exons. NCBI's taxonomy places the organism in Eukaryota, Metazoa, Mollusca, Cephalopoda, Octopoda, Octopodidae. The record is from RefSeq and is a predicted model, not a curated record. Gene Ontology annotation, biological process: programmed cell death; proteolysis; positive regulation of apoptotic process. Gene Ontology annotation, molecular function: serine-type endopeptidase activity; protein binding.
UUUAAACACAUGGCAAGUAUUUUUAAUGUUGUUUUGGUAAGGAGGGCGUCUACAGUUGACUACAUAAAUUCAUACCUGGUCUCUUAUCGAUACCUUACGAAUGAAAGACAAAGUCACCGGCGGGAUUCGAACACAAAACAGAGAAGAUCACUACUGAAUAUUAAUUUACUUUAAAUACGGGCACAAAAGAGCACAUGUACCUACGUAUACGUGUUUAAGUGAGGUAUUAGCUUUAUGUUUAUGUACGUGGGGUUAUGUGUAGAAGAAACCAGUUGGGACGACGUUCCUUGUCUUCAGAAAUGUCUUGAAGCCACCCUAACCCGAUCUACAAGUCGACCAACGUCGCCACCACUAACAACAACUGUCCUUACAAUAUGCAUCAUUAAUUAAGGUUAAAAGUAAUAAACAUCUUGGAAGAUAGACACAACAUGGCCUCACCCAUCCGGACUUAUAUAACUGUCGGCAGACAAAUCUUACGGGGAAAUGGAAUAUUUCAAUAUUAUAGGCUGUCGUCAAAGCCAAGAAACUUCAUGAAUUUGUCGACUAAUUCCCUGCGAGGACACGGUGAGAAGCUGAGACAUUUAAAUUUACGAUUAUUAAGUACUUUGGCGGGCCUCGGGCUCUUAGGAUCUGUGGGCUUAAAGUAUUAUUUGAGACCAGUUCUUGCUGUUUCUAACGACAAGAACGAUGAUGAUUAUAAUGAAGACACUGAAAAUACUUCUAAUACAGUCAGCAAUCGUGUUAAAUACAAUUUCAUUGCUGAUAUAGUGGAAAAAGCUGUGCCAGCUGUCGUUUAUAUAGAAGUUGUGGCCAGGAGUCCUUUUCAUUCUGUUUUGUCAAAUGGAUCUGGUUUCAUAGUAAACGAAAAUGGUAUUAUUCUUACAAAUGCUCAUGUGGUAGCUAACAGAACAAAUGUUGUUGUUAAAUUACAUGAUGGGAGGAAAAUAAAUGGUACAGUCUUAAUAACAGACCCAGUGUCGGACCUGGCUACAAUCAAGAUAAAUGCUUCCAAACUGCCUGUCUUGAAACUGGGAAAGUCAGAGUCUCUACGGACAGGUGAAUGGGUAAUAGCAAUGGGAAGCCCCUUUUCUCUAGCAAACACUGUCACAUCAGGAAUUGUAAGCACACCAUUGAGAGGCAGUGAAGAGCUGGGACUCCAUCAUCAGAACAUGUCCUAUAUACAGACAGAUGCUGUCAUAAACUUUGGCAAUUCUGGUGGACCCUUGAUCAAUCUGGAUGGCGAAGUUAUUGGCAUCAAUACACUCAAAGUCACUACAGGAAUCUCGUUUGCCAUUCCUAGUGACUAUGCAAAGAAGUUUCUUUUAAAAACUGAACAGUUUCUGUCUAAUACACAUAAGAAAUCCUGGAUUGGUAGCAGCAGCCCGACAUUUGUUGCACAACCCCGUCACUAUAUUGGUAUCACCAUGCUUACUUUAAAUCCUUCAAUCCUGAUAACCUUGAAGGAACGCCUUAUUGACUUCCCCGAUGUUUCUCAUGGCAUCUACAUACACAAAAUAAUCAUAGACUCUCCAGCAGAUCGGGCUGGCCUUAAAGUUGGAGAUGUGAUUGUUGCCGUAAACAAUAAAAAUGUCAGUGAUUCAUCUGAUGUCUACAAAGCUAUUGAGUCCGGUCAACUUUUGACACUGUCAAUCUGCCGUCGGAGACAGACUUUAAAUAUUAAAAUUGAACCAGAGAUGAUAUAUGAUUGAUUGUGAAUUUCAUAUUAGUGGAAUUUGUUUGUGAUAAAAAAAAAAUGAAAUAAAUAUAAAAGAAAAAAAAACACUUUUUUAAUUUAA